ACCUAAUGAUUUUGUUUUUAUUAGCCCAAACAUGAUCCCCUCACCAUCUUCUGUGACCUCAUGGGUGUGGAGUAUGAAGAGAUGGCUCACUGGCUUUGCCAUAGGAAGCUUGCAACUGCCACUGAAACCUACAUCAAGCCAGUUUCUAAACUCCAUGCCAUCAAUGCCAGAGAUGCACUUGCCAAACAUAUAUAUGCUAAUCUCUUUAACUGGAUUGUAGAUCAUGUGAACAAAGCCCUUCAUUCUACUGUAAAGCAACAUUCUUUCAUUGGAGUGUUGGACAUUUAUGGAUUUGAGACGUUUGAAAUCAACAGCUUUGAACAGUUCUGUAUCAACUAUGCCAAUGAAAAACUACAGCAGCAGUUCAAUAUGCAUGUGUUUAAGCUGGAACAAGAAGAAUACAUGAAAGAACAAAUACCAUGGACCUUGAUUGAUUUCUAUGACAAUCAGCCUUGCAUCAACCUCAUAGAAGCCAAAAUGGGAGUUCUGGAUCUGUUAGACGAGGAAUGCAAGAUGCCAAAAGGCUCGGAUGACACUUGGGCCCAAAAACUGUACAAUACUCAUUUGAAUAAAUGCACCCUCUUUGAAAAACCACGUUUAUCCAAUAAGGCUUUUAUCAUCAAACACUUUGCUGACAAGGUGGAAUAUCAGUGUGAAGGCUUUCUGGAAAAGAAUAAGGACACGGUUUAUGAAGAACAAAUUAAGGUCCUAAAAUCAAGUAAGAAGUUUAAGCUCCUGCCAGAGUUAUUCCAGGAUGAAGAGAAGGUCAUCAGUCCCACGUCAGCCACCUCUUCAGGCCGUGUGCUGUUGUCUCGAACUCCUGUAAAACCAGCCAAGGCCAAGCCAGGUCAAACUAGCAAGGAGCAUAAGAAAACUGUGGGACAUCAGUUUCGAAACUCUCUUCAUCUGCUGAUGGAAACCCUGAACGCUACGACUCCACACUAUGUGCGCUGUAUUAAGCCUAACGACUUCAAGUUUCCAUUCACAUUUGACGAAAAGCGAGCAGUGCAGCAGCUGAGAGCUUGCGGUGUCCUGGAGACCAUCCGAAUCAGUGCAGCUGGUUUUCCCUCCAGGUGGACAUACCAAGAGUUCUUCAGCCGUUACCGUGUUCUGAUGAAGCAGAAAGAUGUCCUGAGUGACCGAAAGCAGACAUGUAAAAAUGUCCUGGAGAAGCUGAUUCUGGUACUAGAUGUAGUCCUUAAAGCUUUUGGAAUCUGAAGGAAUAAAGAUAGGUCUCCUUGC
Molecule: messenger RNA, 1242 nt
Organism: Meleagris gallopavo (turkey)
Lineage: Eukaryota; Metazoa; Chordata; Aves; Galliformes; Phasianidae
Source: RefSeq, a predicted model, not a curated record